GGAGAGACAGAGAGCGGGUGGGACGCCGUAUUUUUUGUUGACCGCUAAUUUUCUUUGAUCACUGAGAUUAUUUUGGUUAUAUUUUAGAGCACGUUAUUAUGAGUUGAUUAUCUUUUGUUUAUUAAAUAACAGUAAAAUUUAGGUUCGAUGUCUCAGUGGAUUUUUUUUGUAGCGCGUCAGACAAUUGGGCCCAUCUUUCUGUCUCUCAGCGAUUCUUAGGACUGCGAAGUCGCUACAUUUUGUCAACAAAAAAGGCUUUAAUCUCAGUCACAGUCAUAAGCAUCUGACGGAGCAACGGAGCCAAAAUCUAGAGGACGAAAAGAGGAAGACAUCGGAGACAAAGUAUGGAGGUUCAAAGUCUCAGUGGAUUUUUUUGUAGCGCGUCAGACAAUUGGGCCCAUCUUUCUGUCUCUCAGCGACUCCUAGGACUGCGAAGUUGCUACAGGCUACACAUGGUGACGUGGAAUGUGGCCACAGCUGAUCCUCCAGAUGAUGUAACCUCGCUUCUCCAUCUAAACUCCCCAAAGAGCCCAGACCUCUACGUCAUUGGUCUGCAGGAGGUGUACUCAGGGCCACUGAGAUUCGUGUCAGACGUAGUAUUCGAUGACCCAUGGAGCCACCUGUUUAUGUCGACCUUAGCACCACGGAAAUAUGUCAAGCUAUCGUCCAUCAGAAUGCAGGGUCUGCUGCUGCUCUUCUUUUCCAAACUUGAGCAUGUCCCCUUCAUCAGAGACAUCCAGGCCACUUACACGCGUACAGGCAUUUUUGGUUAUUGGGGGAACAAAGGUGGUGUUUCCAUCCGUCUGUCUUUCUAUGGUCACAUGCUCUGUUUCCUCAACUGCCACUUGGCUGCUCAUAUGAAAUAUGCCACUGAGAGAGUGGAUGAGUUUGAGUACAUCAUGGACACACAGACGUUCGAUUGUAAAAAGGCUCCACAAAUCAUUGACCACAGGCUGGUCUUCUGGUUUGGAGAUCUCAACUUCAGAAUUCAGGACCAUGGCAUGCACUUUGUCCGCUCCUGUAUCAACAAUCAAACCUACAACCUUCUGUGGAGCAAAGACCAGUUGAUCAUGAUGAAGAAGAAGGAACAGUUGCUUCAGGACUUUGAGGAAGGGCCUCUGGACUUCCAGCCCACUUACAAAUUUGACUUAAACUCUGAUACUUACGACAGCAGUGGAAAGAAGCGUAAACCUGCCUGGACGGACAGGAUUCUGUGGCGGCUCAGACCCAAGGCCUCAGCCUCUGAUGAGCAAGAUGAAAGCACAGUGGAUGCGAAAAAAGUCAAGCAGCUGGAAGAGGAUGAGGAGUACCCUCUGAAGAUCAGGCAGGACCUGUACACCAGCAACAUGCAGUAUGGCAUCAGCGACCACAAGCCUGUCAUCGGUGUCUUCACAUUGGAGCUAAGGAAGAUGUGCGAGACUCCCCUGGUGCGUCUGCAGGCGGAAGGCGACUGGAGCGCAGACAUUGACGCCAUGGUUCUCUACAGCCCUCUGCAGCCGUUCCCCUCCAGUACAUGGGACUGGAUAGGGCUCUUUAAGGUUGGAUUCACGAGCAUAACGGAUUACAUCACCUACACAUGGGUCAAAGACGACGAGGUGGCCUUCAAUGAAGAAAUCAUACAGGUGUAUGUUAGUAAAGAGGAAAUCCCCGUGCAGGGAGGAGAGUGUGUGCUGUGCUACUACAGCAGUAUUCUGCGGUGCAUCAUUGGCAUCAGUGAACCAUUCAAGGUCCACGAAUCCAAGGUAGCCAUAGAGGAAGGCUUGUUGCCCGAGAGGAUUAAUGGACUUGACAAAACCGUAGCGAGUGAAGAUCUUUGGAACUGAUCUGUCAGGAGUCAUAGCUUUGGUAUGAUGUAGAGGUCAAUCUGUUUGGGCGUUGACUGCUUGGCUUUUCAUAACUGUGCUUCAUUACCUGCCACUGAAAGAGCAGAUUAGGAAAUGCUGCCUGUUCAUGCUUUUACACAUUCCCACUGAUCUCUUUAAUACUACUGGUGUGGCUAUUAGCUACUUGCAUCUCUGUGGUCAGUACACUUUUUUUUGGGUCACAUUUUUUGUACAUGUGUUAACCAGGGUUUAAGUUUUGGCUAAAACAUGGUACAGCAGUGAAUGCCAUUGAAUCUGAUAGUGAAUGCAACACGAUGAAACACUUUGAUUGGAUGUGUUUGGUAAGUGAGGAAUUGGGAGGGAACUGGUUAGACCAGAGGUUUUCAAACUGUGAGGCGUGCUUCCCCAGGGCUGUGUGGAGAGAGAGACACAAGGUACAGAUGUAUGAAGUGAAAGGGAUAGGUAGAUGCAGGCUACUUAAUGUGGUUAGGCCUAUGUAUAGUACUUAUCAAUAUGACCAGCAGAUGGAGCUUCAGCAGAGUAGCACAGCUCAUCUGAGCUAUUAAGGUACCAUUUGCAUCACAAUUCACACUCCUCCUCAGAGUCAUAACUCGGUCAAAUCUGGAGACACAGACAUGAUUCACAUAUAUUUUGAUUUGGUUUGAGUUAUAAUUCCCCAUAUCUAAUAACUUCCCCUGAUAUUAUUAUUUCCAAUGCCCAUCUCUACUAAAUGUCCAUUAAUUUGUUAGAACUUGUAGAAAAAAAAAAAGACCAGUGAUAUUUGUCAGCACAUUGCAAAUAAGUACUAUUAAUAGCUAAUAAUAGCUAAUUUGGCAUUUGGCAAAAAAAAAUGAGGCUCAAGUCGCAGGGUUAGGGUUCAGGUUAAUCUACCACUAACUAUUGUAUAUCCCUCACAGUUGUCUCGAUUUUGUCCAAGCAGGGCAGAUGGUGUCAGUUUGAAAGGCCCUGGAUUAUAUAUAGUGAUAAAAUAUUAGAUUAAGUAUGUUGUAGGAUCAGCAAAGGCCUGUUGCUGUGUGUGAUCAGUCCGAUGUGUCAGUAGAUGGAAGGAAGUUUAAGGAUGUGUUAAUGGGUCAGAAUAUUUGUUUUAAAAAAACUCCAAAUGCUGAAGUUGCUCUUAAAGCUGUGGCUAAAAGAAAAACUGGAACACACCCUGCUGCAGAUAUGAAAAGGAAAAGGGAAUUGCAACAUUAACAAAGAUCAUUGGCCGUUUGAUCUUAUUUUGCUGUGAAAAAUCAACAAAAGUUAUUUUAACAAAAAUGCAUGAUUCACUUUCACUGCUAAAGCAAAAUGUUCACUGCUUAGUUAGCAAACAUGAAGAGAUGAGUAUCCUUGAAGCCAUUCUGUGGUUCAGUACAGCUAAUCUGCACGAUCAUGGCAAAGCCAAUAUGAUGCUGGAGCAGGGGCUCAUUUUCCAUGUGUUCAGUCUUAAUGCUUUAAAAUUAAGUGUUCCUUGUUCAAGGGAUAAUCAGAGUUCCAUACCUUAUGGAGGUAAUAGUCAGAAGAAAAUUGAGUCACCAUGCAUCCAGCCCAUCUUACACUCAAAUUCUGAAGUUUGUGGGACCAGUGAACAUAUAGUGGUUCAAACACAGCUCUCACAGAAAUAACACUUUACCAGUGACCUGGUAGCUCUGUAGGCUGCUGGGGAUCAGAUCAAUGUAAGUGAAUAAAACUGAGGCUAAAAUGGGACAAAUCACAGUUUUCUAUAACACAUUUGUAUUCUGGAAACAUUUUUUUCUGAGAAAUGUGACACUGUGACAUUUUAGGUUGUCUUUUAAAUUUUGGCCCAGUUUGCUUCAGUUUGAGGGAAGAAUGAAAUGAAACUUUUGUUUAGUGGCCCCACAGACUCCAGAGAUUUGGCUGCGCUGGAGUUAAAAUGUAGAGAAUGACUGAAUAAAACUCUUAAAGACAGAAAUGGAAAGAAAUUCAAACUUAUUGAGGUGAAGUAUUCCUAUAUAUACUCUGACUCUGUUCCUCUAUCUUUAAAACCAUCAUACAGUAUUUACAAAAAAGGAAUUCUUCAUUCUAAAUUGUGUGGAUAGUUAUUAGACAUACAGGGCUGAUCCUAGUACUGAGAGCCUGAAAGCAUUGCUGUAAUAUUUAAGCUGGAUCUGUUCAUGGUUUUAAAUGUUUAAAUGUAUGUUAUUUGAAAUAUUCAUAGGACUCACAGAAUAUACCUAACUUACCUUGGUAUGUGAAUGGACUGCUGUGGGAAGAUAAGAUUUUGCAGUUUUGAUUUUCUCCUCAUAGUGUUUUAAUUAACUUCCUUUGUUCCUGGAGAACUUGAAAACUUAGAUAUAUAUCUAUAUAUGAGCAGAAUACUUAUGACUCAUUUUCAGCUUUAACCCACCAGCAGUUUUUCUUAAUAUUGUUUAUUCCCUUUUAGUACUGUUUGUGAUGUUGCAGUGAAAUGGAGAACUGAGAUAUGUUGCACUGUUAAUUGUUACUGUUAAAAGUAUUUGCCGCCUGUCAUGUUAUUAUUAGUGUGUACAAAGAAAGAAUAUGAAUGUCUUGCUUUUAGAGAACAAUAUGGAUUCAGCAAGUGCCUUUGAAAUGAUUGUUGCUUUACAUUUACAAUGCUGCUCGAUUUUGAUAUAGUAUAUAUUCGUUCUAUUAUUUAUCAUAACAUGGCAUGGUUUUCAUGGCCUUCUGGUAUUCUGAGAUUCUCUUGAUUUUAAAUAUUGCCGUUCUAAACUUUAACACAAAAAUCUUUUACUGAAUGUUAUUGUUAUUAUCUUGCUGGAAUCAAUUAUAUUUACCAAUUUAUUUCACUUUUCACGUUUAUUUUAUUUCAUUUUUUGAACUAAAGUGUGACUUAUUUUCUCAACUAGUAAUGAAAUGUAAUGUACUGUAACAGAAUACCAGCGAGUGUAUAGCCUUGCAAAUCAAAUAUUAAAUAAGUCUC
Messenger RNA from Toxotes jaculatrix (banded archerfish), 4746 nucleotides. RefSeq names its product inositol polyphosphate-5-phosphatase Ka (gene inpp5ka). Bases 345 to 1823 code for a protein of 492 amino acids. NCBI's taxonomy places the organism in Eukaryota, Metazoa, Chordata, Actinopteri, Toxotidae. Gene Ontology annotation, cellular component: cytoplasm; endoplasmic reticulum; plasma membrane. Gene Ontology annotation, molecular function: inositol bisphosphate phosphatase activity; phosphatidylinositol-3,4,5-trisphosphate 5-phosphatase activity; phosphatidylinositol-4,5-bisphosphate 5-phosphatase activity. Gene Ontology annotation, biological process: phosphatidylinositol dephosphorylation; negative regulation of insulin receptor signaling pathway; negative regulation of peptidyl-serine phosphorylation. The transcript is spliced from 13 exons. The record is from RefSeq and is a predicted model, not a curated record.